Messenger RNA from Bursaphelenchus okinawaensis, 2499 nucleotides. Lineage: Eukaryota; Metazoa; Nematoda; Chromadorea; Rhabditida; Aphelenchoididae. The record is from the annotation of a GenBank genome assembly.
AUGGCGUUGGUGUCGCAUCCAUCUGGGGCACCUCAAAUGUACAAAGACCAGGAUGCCAUGCCCAACAACAAGCCCGGGAGUAGUGGCAGUGGUGGCUCCAGUGGCAGUGAUGUGGUUUCGUCGCUCAGCGGCUCUAGUGGCUCCACCGGUAGCAAUAUCCAUCACCAUCAGCCACGAGAGUACACAUGUGUUUCCGGCGUGGUAAGCGGUUUUUGCAUCAUUUUCUUGCCUCUAAUUAUUGCAAUUCAGACUGACUUUAAUUGUUAAUCAGUGCAGAAUUUUAUUUACUUUUUAGUAAUUUUAAUUUUUUCUUGAUGUUUUUGGUUAAUAAGUUAUAAAAACCUAUUAUAAAACAAGCUUAACUAAUGAACUAAUUUUAGUCUGAUCCAAAUCACCUGAUAAAAGCCAUGGUACCCAACAACUCCUACGUAACCCCAGUUUCACCGAAGCGAAGUAAUGAAGUCGACCGUCCGAUUGGCUACGGAGCCUUUGGAGUUGUCUGGUAGGCUUAACUAAUUAUUUUUUUUGUUUUUUGUAGCAAUUUUUAGAACCAACUAACAUUGUAAAGUAUAAGUUCAUAAACAAAUAAGUUUUUAUAUUUUAGGUCCGUCACUGAUCCCCGGGAUAAAAAACGUGUAGCGUUGAAGAAGAUGCCAAACGUCUUCCAGAAUCUUGCUUCCUGCAAACGUGUCUUCAGAGAAAUCCGAAUGUUGUCGUCGUUCUCGCACGACAACGUUCUCGGAUUGCUCGACAUUCUACAGCCAACACAUCCCCAUUUCUUUCAGGAAAUGUAAGUUUAUGUAUAUUUUACUACUUAAAACGGUAUAAUUUUUGAGUCAAAACUUUUUUCUUAAAAUAGUGCCAUAUGUCAAUGAUUUUGAUUAAAAUGCGCGUAUUUGUCCUUCCAUAAAAAGUUUUUUUUGUAUCAAAAGACCUAUUUGUGCCCUCUAAGACAAUACAAUAUCUCUUCCGAUCUUAUUUAUAUUGUGUGUAAUAUAAAUCGGCUAUCGGAGGGGAGCCAAGUUGGUUUUUGUAUCGCGAGGUGCCAUCCGCUGCCGCCGAAUAAUUCGCGCAACCAUUUUGUGGCCUUGUUAAUACCGGCACCGAUUGGAACCGACCGGUACGCGGCUCUUGUCCCGAUUGACCUUGCGUAUAUCUGACAUACGGCACCCUCUAAUAUAAUAUAAUGAAGACUUAAACUAAUUUCCCCUUUGUUUUGCAGCUACGUUCUAACGGAAUUGAUGCAAAGUGACCUCCACAAGAUCAUCGUAUCCGCCCAGCCCCUCACCGUCGACCACAUCAAAGUCUUCGUCUACCAGAUCCUCAGAGGAUUAAAGUACCUACACACUGCCAACAUUUUACACCGUGAUAUCAAGCCAGGGAACCUACUCGUUAACAGCAACUGCAUUCUCAAAAUCUGUGAUUUCGGCCUCGCCCGGAUCUGGGACGCCAGCGAAAACAUUAACAUGACCCACGAAGUAGUAACGCAAUACUACCGAGCUCCCGAACUCCUGAUGGGAGCUCGCAAAUACACCGGAGCCGUCGACAUCUGGAGUGUGGGCUGUAUCUUCGCCGAACUCGUGAACCGCCGGAUCCUGUUCCAGGCUGCUGGUCCAGUCGAACAGCUGAACAUGAUCGUUGAUCUGUUCGGAACCCCCUCCAUGGAUGAGAUGCGGUUCGCGUCGGAAGGCGCCAAGAACCACGUUCUUGCCAUGUCACGCAGAAGUCAAGACCCGCGUCGCUUCAUCGACAAAUUCUCCACGCUGGAUCCAGAAGCCCUUCUUCUGUUACGUAACCUGCUCCAAUUCGACCCCUCCAAACGCUACAACGUCUUCCAAGCCUUGUCCAGUCCGUAUUUGGAUGAAGGACGCAUGAGGUUCCAUUCUUGUAUGUGUUCUUGUUGUACACACAAGCGGGAUCAGAGAAUGGUCAGAGAUCUUGAUCCUGAGGUAAGAAUGUCAAAAUUGAACUUACAAUUUACAUUCUGAUUCGAAUAAGAUGAAGGUGCUUUGUUUGGGACGAAAAACUGUUUUGUACAAAAAUUAUUCCAAAAUAUUAUUCUAAAAAAGUUUCGCAAUUGUAGGCGACAAGUUAUACGAUGAAAGUUUUUUAGAUAUUCCGAAGAAAUAAUCGAUAAUUUUUGGUUAUUUUGGCCAUUUUAAAAGUAUUCUUGUUAUUACUUUGCUGUUUUACUGUAAAAUCAAAUAAAAUAUCACACUCUGUUAAAGUUACCAUCUGUUUGGUCUCAAGAGUCAUGAAAUAUGCCGUUUUCAGCACAAACUGCCGUUCAGCUCACAGUGGGAGAAGGAUCUGUCACGGUUCUCGAUGUUCGACCUUCGGGAGCAACUAUUCAAAUACGUGACCGAGCGCAAGCCCAUGUACAAUAUCCCCUUAUGCAUAAAUACGACCGCGUUGGCGUACAAUGAGUUCAUGAACUCCAGCGUCGCGCAGCCUUCUGAACUGCCACCUCAGCCCCAGAACUGGGAUUCUGCCGCAUAA